Messenger RNA from Coccomyxa subellipsoidea C-169, 816 nucleotides. RefSeq lists its product as hypothetical. Bases 1 to 816 code for a protein of 271 amino acids. The transcript is spliced from 5 exons. The record is from RefSeq and is a predicted model, not a curated record. Lineage: Eukaryota; Viridiplantae; Chlorophyta; Trebouxiophyceae; Coccomyxaceae.
AUGCUGUCCAAGGAUGUACCCGCAAGGAGGCGCGAUGCCGAGCUAGCAGCCCGCCAGAACGCCCUUGUGGAGGCUGUAGCAACUCCGGAGUGCUUUGUGGCCUUUGUGCGGCUGUUUCUGGGGCGGUUAACGACCUAUCACGAGGGCAACCGGAGGGCCUUGUCUUACAUCAGAAGGGCACAGGUGGCAACAGAGGAAGCCAGCCUGCACCUGGGAAAAAAGGGGGGAUUUGAUAGGGGAAGGGUAAUUGAGGCUGCCAUCACAGAGCUGCAGACGCUGGAGGCUGUUGUGACCCAGGAGGGCGGCAGUGAAGGGAUAGAAGAAGGGGAACUUUCAGAGGUGGAUGACUUGGACCUUGAGGACGUCAGGGCCAUUCCCCCUGCCUACUGGGCUGGCAGGUUCUUCUCGGGGUUGAUAAGAUAUCUGCGCGCAGCCAAGGGCGGCCUGAUCAGGCUGCGGUUCCACCUGGCGCAGCCCGACAGCCUCGGCAUCGCUCUCCUGGCGGCGGCUUCCUCGCAGCUGCUUUGCGCGCAGUUUGAGCUGGAUGGGCGCGGGUCUCUGGAGGUGUUCCCUGACUCAGCAGUCAUCUCCGUGUUUGAAUACAAAUCCUCACAGUCAGGGUUUCCAAAGGGCAAGCGCCAGCUGGCGGCGCGGCUGCAGGUGCUGAUGUGGGCGGUGCGCGUAUCCGGGGCAGUUCCCUCUGGCGUGCCCAUUACGGGCCGCGGGCACCUUUACCUGCCCGGAUACGCCCGUUUACGGCCCCAUGACAUCCAACUUGAUGGCGGCAGCAUGAGCAUCUCCAUCGCCUCGAUUUGA